Saccostrea echinata is the source of this 1238-nucleotide messenger RNA. RefSeq lists its product as uncharacterized. Bases 143 to 475 code for a protein of 110 amino acids. The record is from RefSeq and is a predicted model, not a curated record. The transcript has 4 exons. Gene Ontology annotation, molecular function: calcium ion binding. Lineage: Eukaryota; Metazoa; Mollusca; Bivalvia; Ostreida; Ostreidae.
UUGGUGAUGAUUCUGUUACAAGAGCUAUAGGAUAUACUGGGUUUCUUAUUUAAAAUGAUCUUGUGAUUUUUAGUGUAUUAAGGACAAUUUAAAUAUAAUAUUAUGUCGUAAGGUCGGGAAGAAGAUUAACUUUAUUUAAGAUAUGCAACAGUGCGCCUUCCUGUAUUACUGGUGUAUUUUAUUUUCCGUGAUCGGAGUUACCUCCUCCUUGUAUCUUCCAAGCAUGCAUAGAUCCAGAAAAAACGCCAUAUCUUCAAUACAAUCAAAUUACAAAGGUGCCGUGGGAGUGAGGUGGGACAAGAGAAAUGAACUCCAGGGGAAUUUACACUCUCGCUUCAGACACCACUCAAAGAGUUUUGGAACAAAACAUAGAUUUAUCUCCGAGAUGUUCCGAAUGUUUGAUUUAAAUGGUGAUGGAUGCGUGGAGCGAGAUGAAUUUGAGUACGUUCUAGAUUUUAUGGACAUCUGGAUGUAGUGUGUAAAAACUUACAGACCUUUUCAUUCCCCGCUCAAAACUGAAAGAAGAAAUAAGAAAAUGACAUUCCCUGCAGGAAUGAUAAUUAUUUCUAAAGCCCACACAAGUGAACACGUGACACUAGAGAGUUAACGCCUAUUGGAAGAUUUUUGUUAGCAGAGGAAAUCGACAAGUAAAGGAGGAACAGAAUCUGUCUCAGUUUUGUCACAGACUCCAUUUGACAUAGAUCACUGCCAUGGCCGAUCAACAUCCGGUUGUAUUUUUAUAUACAACCAAAGAAAAGAAACAACCAGACACGACUUAUCACAUUUCAAGUGAUCAAAAUUCGCAAUCACUUCCGGAAUUUUUUGCUUUCAUUCCUUAAUAAAAAAAACCCCACAAUAUAGUAUUUUCUUUUUUUUCUUUUCUCUGAUAUCCACUUCUUUUUUUUAACCGUUCUUUGAUAUUUUCCCGUACCAUUAAGCAGAUGUUUCGAAUAAUUCUUAUAAAAUUUGCAGCACACAAAUGCGUGAUAUUCAACUUGCGAACAUUUCAACUAAUGCUUUAUUUAUAAUUAUAUUUAUUCUUAAUACAGAAGACAUGUGUGAAUGGCCCUGAAAGCAUAACGUGGUAAUUUAUUCAUUGAUAAUGUACAUACUUCUUCUGAGUUGUUGAUAUUUGUUUAUUUAUUGUAAUUUAUUUGUCAUACUGUUUUUCUUGUAUUAUUGUUUGAUAUACGUGUAAAGUAUGAGUGAAAUAUUUUAAAGUUGAUGAGAUUUUAAUG